This is a messenger RNA of Cylas formicarius (sweet potato weevil), 647 nucleotides long. Its product is annotated as small ribosomal subunit protein uS11A. The transcript is spliced from 3 exons. NCBI's taxonomy places the organism in Eukaryota, Metazoa, Arthropoda, Insecta, Coleoptera, Brentidae. The record is from RefSeq and is a predicted model, not a curated record. Gene Ontology annotation, biological process: ribosomal small subunit assembly; translation; maturation of SSU-rRNA from tricistronic rRNA transcript (SSU-rRNA, 5.8S rRNA, LSU-rRNA). Gene Ontology annotation, cellular component: cytosolic small ribosomal subunit; ribosome. The coding region runs from base 138 to 593 and encodes 151 amino acids. Gene Ontology annotation, molecular function: small ribosomal subunit rRNA binding; mRNA 5'-UTR binding; structural constituent of ribosome.
CAAGAAUCUGCAAACGUGUUAAAUUACCAUUUAUUUAUCUCUGUACAUUUUAAAUUUGACAUUAAAAUGACAAAGUUUCUAGCUCGUGGCGACCUCUUCAAAAGCUUUUUGUAAAGAAAGGCGUUGCAGUUUGAAUCAUGGCUCCACGAAAGGGAAAAGUUCAGAAAGAGGAAGUUCAAGUGUCCUUAGGACCCCAGGUUCGCGAGGGCGAAAUCGUUUUCGGCGUAGCACAUAUUUUUGCUAGUUUCAAUGAUACAUUUGUGCAUGUUACUGAUCUGUCUGGAAGGGAAACCAUUUCUAGAGUGACUGGAGGCAUGAAAGUAAAAGCCGACAGAGAUGAAGCCUCCCCUUAUGCUGCUAUGUUAGCUGCUCAAGAUGUAGCUGAAAAGUGCAAAUCUUUGGGAAUCACAGCACUUCACAUUAAAUUGAGGGCUACGGGGGGCAACAAAACGAAAACUCCAGGUCCGGGAGCUCAGAGUGCUUUGAGAGCUUUAGCCCGUUCAAAUAUGAAAAUUGGACGUAUUGAAGAUGUUACUCCGAUCCCAUCUGACUCGACUCGUAGAAAGGGCGGUCGCAGAGGUCGUAGGUUGUAAGUUACGACUUUGAUUUUGUAUCUUUGUGUUGAAAUAAAAACAAUGGCUAAGGUA